AUGGUUGAAGAAGUUGCAGAUUUCGUCCUCAGUAAUAUCUUCACUUCAUGUUACUUUGCUUCUAUCGUAGUUAUUGAAGUGGCUUUGAUGAAUCCCACUCGUCAGUUUCCUCCCAAAAGUCGUGCCAAUGGAGUUAGAGCAACCCUGAGAUACGGCAAUAAGCCUUAUUGGCCUAUGCAGUGGUAUAUGAAUGAAGAGGUGUUUUCAGUGAAGAAUCAAAAUUACUCUCCAUCUAUGAAAAUUGCUGAAUUUCACAAUUUUAAUUCGAAAGGGGUAAAUGUGGGUGUCGUGAUAAUUGGAAAUUCUCCAGUCAACUGUGAACAUAGUGAAAUCACUCAGCGCUGCUUUCCAAAUUCGUCAGCUUAUAGUUACCAUGCAAAGAAGUGUAUUUUCUUUGGCUGUUUCAAAGGUAAAGUUUGCAUCUCAAACGCAUUACCAACAGCUGUCGCUGGUAUAAUCGGUAUGACAGACCAACUCCAGAAUGGUGGAGUAGAUAUUGUCAUAGAACCAUCUACUAGAGGCGGUUCUCCUGAAUAUGGUGCUGACAAAAUCCUGUCGCACUCUUUCGAUUCUGGGACUUACGUUUUCGUCCAUGUUUGGAGUCUGUCCUCGUACGAGUAUCAAAAUAGAAUUUUACACGCAUUGGAUGAUAUUAAAAUGCUGAAUUUCAAUUCAAAACGGCAGGUUCUUGCUUAA
This is a messenger RNA of Ilex paraguariensis (yerba mate), 696 nucleotides long. NCBI's taxonomy places the organism in Eukaryota, Viridiplantae, Streptophyta, Magnoliopsida, Aquifoliales, Aquifoliaceae. The record is from the annotation of a GenBank genome assembly.